This is a messenger RNA of Aphidius gifuensis, 2672 nucleotides long. It is a transcript of the gene Fa2h, whose product is annotated as fatty acid 2-hydroxylase. Gene Ontology annotation, biological process: fatty acid metabolic process; lipid biosynthetic process. NCBI's taxonomy places the organism in Eukaryota, Metazoa, Arthropoda, Insecta, Hymenoptera, Braconidae. The coding region runs from base 1658 to 2665 and encodes 335 amino acids. Gene Ontology annotation, molecular function: fatty acid 2-hydroxylase activity; heme binding; iron ion binding. The transcript is spliced from 6 exons. The record is from RefSeq and is a predicted model, not a curated record. Gene Ontology annotation, cellular component: membrane; endoplasmic reticulum.
CCAGUCUAGUCAAGGAAUCACUGAACACGCCAAGUCAGUUCCGUUGAAAUCUUUGAAGAGUUAUGAAGUGUCGAUAAAUUAUUUUUCCAUUAAUUUUAUUUGUUAUUGUGGUUUUCUAUUUAUUUAAAGAAUAAUAAGACUGCUUAGAUAUUGAAGAAGACUGUUAAAGACUAUCAUAUACUUGAAAAUUCCAUUAAUAGUAUUAUAAUUUUUAAUUUAUUUUUUUGUUAAUUGAUAUUUAUUUAUUCAAGAAUUAAUUUAUAAAUGAAAAAAUAAAAAAUAUACAUUGGGAUAUAUGGUAAAUAUUUUUUUGAAAAAUAUAUAUAUUAUUAAAAAUAAAUAAUUAUUGUCAUAGACAUUGUGUCACUUAAUAAAUUGGUGUUAAAAAUUACAUCAGUACGUCAAGUUUUACGUUGGUGGAUAUAUAGGCCAUGUGCGUUUUAAGAAUAGUUGAGUUGUAUUUGUGUGUCCUUGAUCAUAAAUAUCGUCAUUAUUAAAAACACGGAAGAAACAUUACAAGUCAUUUUUAAAAAUAUAUAUAUUAUUAUUAUUUAAUAACUAUCAUUUAUAUUUAAAUUAUUAAUAAUUGUAUUUUUAAUAUCAAAUUAGAGAGGUAAAUAUUUUUUAACAUUGAAGAAAAUAAUUUAUUAAUCAAUAAAAAUAUUUUUGAUAGUUAAUAAUACAUUUAUAUUUAUUGGAUAAAUUAUAUUAUUUUAAUUACGGUCAUGCUUAGAUAAUUUUCAUUGAAUAAAUUUUUUAUUUCUAUUGAUAUAUGUAAAUAAUUAAUAAAACAAAGGUUAUAAUCACAAUUUUAUGAAAGUAUUUACCGUUUGGACGCCUUGAAAAAAAAAUGAAUAUCGAAUUUUCUUAAUUCGGGGUUAUUUUGUUUUUGUUAUUUUUUGAUGUUUACAAACAUGAAUGAAAAAAUGUUCAGAAUAAAAUGAAUAAUAAAUCAAGGAUUUGUUUGAAAACUGAAAUAUAAAUUUGAUAUAUUAUUUACUGUUGAUUUGUUUUAUUAAAUAAUAUUUUUAUUAUUUAUUAUAUUUUAUGUCGUGAUAAGAGGUUAAUAUUAAUUUAACAUGUUUUAAUAUUAAUGAAAAAAUUAAUCUCUAAAAACCACUUGUUGUUACUUGUUGAAUUUGGCACAUUGUUGAUAUAUUUUUUUUAAUUAAAAAUAUCUAAAUUUAGUUUCAUACAUUGUAGGAAAAAACAAUCACAAAAUUACAAAUUUAAACAAGGAAAAAAAAAAGAGCAUGAUCUUGACUGCGUGUUGGUUUUUAUUUAGCUGAAAUUAUUCAUAGAAUCUCUUGCGUCAGAUAGUCUAGUAAUUCUCAUGUAUCUAUUUGUAGUUAAAAAAAAAUUUUUUAAAGUUCAAUCAAGCAUCAAAGUAGUCUAUUCAUAAAUAGAAUAAAAACAAAAAAAAAUCCUACAACAAGAUAAAUAAAUUAUAAUAAAAUAAAAAUUUACAAUGUCAUUGAUCUAAAAAAACUUAAACUUGUAAUAAUUUCAGAUAGCCGAUGACAAAUAAAAUAUAACAAAUAAUUGUUACUUAAUGAUGAUAUUUUAUAAACUAAAAUAUAAAAUUUAUUGUUAUAAAAUAAAAAAAGUUGAUUGAAUUAAUAACUAUACAAAUAUAUAUAUACAAAUCAAUAUAAAAAUGAUUCCAAGGACACAAGUUGAAGUUGAAGAAAAGCCAACAAAUGAAGUGUUAUCAAAUUAUGAACAAAAUAAUAAUAAUGAAUUUUAUGUUAAAUAUCGUGGUAAUACAUAUGAGAUAAGCAAAUUUUUAAAAAAUCAUCCAGGUGGUAGUAAUGCAUUUAAAGCUUAUCGUGGUUUAACAUUGGAUAAAAUACUCGAUGAUGUACCACAUUCAAAAGCAGCUUAUCAUUUAUUUAAUGAAUUUGAAUUAAAUAAUAAAAGGGCAUAUGAUGACGUUGAGAAUUUAAUUGAUUGGAAUGAACCACUUCUUGGACAAGUUGGUUCAUUAGCUAAUAAAUAUUGGGAGUGGGUUAACUUACCAGUUAAUCGUCCAAUAAGAUUAUUUAAAUCAGAUUUAUUGGAAAUAUUAACUGUAACACCUUGGUAUCUUGUGCCUAUUGUUUGGAUUCCAAUAUCAAUGUACUUUAUGAUUUAUGGCCUUAUGUACAAUGUCACUAGUCCAAUUGCAAGUUCGUUACCAUUGAUUAUAUUGGCAUUUUUUUGGGGUGUUUUAUUAUGGACUUUUCUUGAGUAUACACUUCAUCGAAAGUUGUUUCACUUGAAACCACCAUCACAAUCAAAAAUACUUAUUUCAUUACAUUUUCUUAUUCACGGCCUACACCACAAGGCGCCUUUUGACAGUCGUCGAUUACUGUUUCCACCAGUUGCUGCAGUGCUUUUAGCAUUUGUGUUUUAUAAUUUAUACAAAGUUAUUUUUCCAGCAGCAUUUAUUGAUAUUGUUGCAUCAGGAACCAUGACAGGAUAUUUGUGUUAUGACUUGAUACACUAUUACUUACAUCACGGAACACCAGAGGACAAAACUUAUUUGUACAAUUUGAAAAGAUAUCACAACUAUCACCAUUUUUCACAUCACGAUCAAGGCUUCGGCAUAAGUAGCAAGCUAUGGGACUAUGUAUUUGGAUCAUUAAUUGCUUUGAGACAAUUAAAAAGAGCGAUUAUUUGGUAAAAAAAAA